AUCACUUAUCAUUCUUGUUAAAGAACAACGCAAACUAUCAAAAGUUAUAAUUGCAAGUUGUUCAUUGAUGUUCGUUGAUUCAGCAUGCAAUAUUAAAUGGGAAUCAACAAUUGAACAUUUUAAGUACACUUUAAUUGAAAAUCGUAUCUUCAACCAAAGUACAACGUCAAAAAUUAGUUUCAACGUUAUCCAUGAAGAUUAUGGAAAACAAAUAAGAUGUAGUACUGAAUGUCAAUACUUCAAGAAUACUCUUGCCAACGCAACAACUGUCAUAUUUGAAAAAAAACCGACAGUGGUUGUCUCUUCAAUCCCCGUUUUACCCGUUCCACCAAAUACCAACAUAAUGCUCACAUGUGUUGUCAAUGCCCAUCCUGUUGGAAAUAUCACUUGGACGAUGGUGAAAACGUCUAAUUCAAUAUCACCACAAACAAAGACGUGUUUAAAUGCAUCAACAUGCUCUUAUGAAAUGACUACAUCUGACGUUGAAGAGGUUUAUUCGUGUUAUGCAAAGAACGAACACGGCAGUGACGAACGGUCAAUCGUAGUUGUUCAUGAGCAUAACAAUAAAGAAGAUCUGACUGGAAAAGCUUCUGGCAUCUUGGGCGUAACAAUUGGUGUUUUGGGCGGAAUUGCAUUUCUUUUUAUUGUGAUAGUUGUCAUGUUUUUAUGUCUACGUCGAAACCAAGCGAGGCAGCAAUCAAGGAAAGAGGAUACUCAAUUGGACCAAUUUCAGCCACCGCCAAAUCCAGAUAGAGAUGAUACUGACGUUGCUGAAUAUGCUGACAUCAACAAGACUCGUAGAGAUCGGGAAAACGUUUCUCUGCCGUCUAAGGACAAACAUUCAUGUGAUGCUACGAAAGAAUGCUCAGGAGGGGUAGCAAUUGAAUGUUCAGUGCACGUAGAACAACCAUCGAACGACUAUGGUAUUAUCUCAACGGGUACAGGUUCUUCCAAACAACCUGAUGCUCGUGGAUGUCAAAGCAAAGAAGAUAUCAAUACAACAGGCAAGGAAGAAGACAAUGGUGUUUCUAAACAGAAACAUAUUAUCAACGCAGACACAGGAAUGGCUAGGAUCCCAAAGCUCCACCAAUGAGCUUGUGUACGCGGAUGUGGAGCACUUGGAGAAAUUCCGAGUAGGAAAUCGUGCGUGAAAUGACGACAAGCCUACAGAGUACUCUGACAUUGUAUUUGAUACAUCGUUUGGUGUGAAAUCUGACUCAUCCCAUAGAAAAUGUGUAUGAUAACAAUCAAUUAAAGGGAUUUUAAUCUAAUAGCUUUAGCAAGAGGCGGAUUAAGUCUCUGUCCCUUUUUAUAAUACCUUUGUUUGGUGUGUGUUGUUAAUAAGCUGAUCAGUUGUAAUUUAUUGUUCUCUUACAAAUGAUAUUAGACUUAGCGUGCUGGUGUGUAUGCUGAUAUGAUUGUGUGUGUGUGUAUCUGAUUCUCCGAAGUGUUACCUACUUUCAAUCCGUUUUGUUUUGUUUUAACAUAAUAAUUAUAACUUUGAUGGUUUUGAUUUGAACCGCUUUCAUUCCAAGAACUCUUUAAAUGAUACCUGCUACAUUACUAAUGGUUUUUAGUUUGUCUGUAUGUAUGCAUUACUGUGCUUGAUAUAUUGUGAGUAUAACUUCAUGUUAACUAGUCACAAAGAGUUUUAUCGCGAAUAAAAUUACAAUAUUUAAUUAGUGUUAUACAUUUGGACAUUUUACAGGGGAAGCGUACGUGCUGAUUCUUAAAUUGUGUUUAUGAAAGACAUAUUUCAACCAUACUGGAAUUAUGUAAUCAAUGAUGGAGCACUCCACGGUGGUAAUCCCAGUAGCCGACUGCUCUCUGGGAAUCGUUUAUUUACACAACUAUCGAGAGUCAAUAUAAAAAUCAAACGAGAAUCAGAAAUUAAGCACAGUGAUAAAUUGGAUUUGAUAAGUAACUAUAAAAACAAUGUGUUUUCGGUCUGUUCUUAAAUCAUGAUUGAAAUUUGGUACAGGAUUUUCAUACCGUGUAUCUUUUUCUGCAAAGCAAGGUUAAUGCUAUUGAACAUUGAUGUUUUCACACCUUCUUUGCAGUUGUGCAGAAACAGUCAGCUUUACAAGAACUG
Molecule: messenger RNA, 2092 nt
Organism: Mya arenaria
Lineage: Eukaryota; Metazoa; Mollusca; Bivalvia; Myida; Myidae
Exons: 10
Coding region: 68-1093 (341 amino acids)
Source: RefSeq, a predicted model, not a curated record